AUGUCAAAGCCAUCGAUUACGUUAUUAUGGCUUUUCGUUCUCAGUCUGGGUAUAUGCCAGCUUAUGGCCAACCAGGAAGCCAAUCGACCAAUUCAAUGUGGUCCCCUCGAAUGUGACUGGCGGCAGAAUCCCUUGUGCCGAUGUGAGUCAUUUUGUGUGGAUUUUAGUACUCGUUGCUGGAAAUUGCCCACAGGUUGCCAUUGCCAACGAGGCUAUGCCAGAAAUGCACAAGGAUAUUGUGUUCCUUUGGCUAUGUGCAGAUGA
Drosophila willistoni is the source of this 264-nucleotide messenger RNA. RefSeq lists its product as uncharacterized. NCBI's taxonomy places the organism in Eukaryota, Metazoa, Arthropoda, Insecta, Diptera, Drosophilidae. The transcript has a single exon. The record is from RefSeq and is a predicted model, not a curated record. Bases 1 to 264 code for a protein of 87 amino acids.